GAGUGGAUCCAAAUUGUGGGCUGAAGGCUUUGCAUUCGUGCGUCUGGCACAUGACCGGUGCAUUGACCGGUGCAUUCAACUGAAAACCACUUCUUGGAGAAGAAAAGCUGAUGCGGCAGAGUGAGUGCAUCAUACGCGGUACUGUAUGUCAACGCCAGAUAUGACCCCGCUGCAAAGGCGGUGGGAAGACAAGGAAGUUGACUCAACGAAUCAAGUGGCAGAAGGAUGCAAUCAUAGUGGAUGUAAACUAGUCGACAACUUUAUUUGCACCGCUUGCUGCAAAUUUCUCAACAUUGCGCAUUUGGCUACGACCUGCAAGGCAGACAGUCCCAAGAUAUUUCGUCUGUUUAAAUUAGUUGAUUAAAGCAACAGUAUUGUCUAUUUAGUUGCUGUUUUGAAACCCAUGCAAUUAUUUCAUAUUUCACAUGAUUUCCACUUUUAUCAAUAGGGCUAUUGAGCUCUCAUUUGUACUGCGGCCGGUAGCACUUGCACGUCUUGCCAAAAUAAUGUGAGCAUUUGGAUUGUAUUUCACAAAAAAAAGGGAAACGUGUCGCUGUAAUGAAGUUAAUAUGAACAUUUCGAAUAGUCUGCAAUGGUAACCGGGGAAUGUGGAACAACCAUGCAUCGAAUUCUGCGGAGGAGAAAAGUGCGCAAACUUCGCUUCGUCUGGGCAUUCAUGGCCAUGGUGGCUCUGUCGCUCUCCGCCUGCAGCGCACUGUUUACGGCGUGGACCUGGAGACAGACGCGGGACCUGUCCCAGUCAUUAAAAACUCUGCAAGACCGAUUGGAGCAGGUGAAUACUCAGCGGAAGGCCAUUGUCCAACUCAUCAUGGAGAAGAGAGAUUUGCUUGUGGGCCAAAGGGUGAAGAGAGAUGGGGGAACUGGGAAAGGGAAGAAUGGACAUGGAAAGAAAGUGGCUUCUCAGUUUGAGAUAACCAAAGAGUCUGUUCAGAAAGUGGGAGAGGACGGCUUGAUAAAAGGAUGGACGGACUCCGAGCACUUGAAUAUGAGCAAGGCGGUGAAGUACAACGCAGACAGAGGCAUCUUCACAGUUGAGAGAACGGGAGUCUACUUCCUGUACUGUCAGGUGUUGUUCAAUGAGAACCAGUCUCAGCUGGUGAAGCUGGACGUGGCGGUGGUGAGGGGGAGCCAGCGGCUUCAGAGGUUACAGUGCAUGGAGGGCUACGGGACUACGCCUGCAGCCGGAUCACACCAGUUCCACUUCCUCAAACCCUGCCAGGUGUCCGGCCUGCUGCGGCUGGAGAAGGGGGUGGAGCUAAAAGCCAUCACAGGCCCCGCUUUCAACCUCCACAUCACGGGAAAGCAUUACUUCGGUCUCUUUAAGGUCAACUGAGCUACCGGAGAGGAUGGGCAUUUUAAAAGGAAGGAGGAGAAACCUGUUUUAAAGGAAGUGUUUUGUCUUAUUCGGACCUGUAUCAAAGAGACACACCAAUGUGAUAUUUCCGGAUUCGUUUUUAUUGUGAAAUCUGGACCAACGAUCUGAAUCGUUGGAAUAACUAUGAAUCAUGUUACCUAUAGACACUCUGUAUGAUACCUUUUCAAAGACAGAAACUACAAGGAAGACUUAAAGUGAAACUAUAUUAUGCACUUCUGGACUCUCCAAGAGUUUCUACCCCUGCUUCUUUGAAGAUUUAAAACUAAUGGAAUAUUCUCUGAUGGAGCUCUUUUGGAGCACAACACAUCCACCUGACUCUUCUUUCACCGUGACUUGGCCUGAAGACUGCGGGUGCACCUCUCUGAGGAGCUACGCUGGUGGACUACUGAAUGAGAAGGAUUUUGGAUAAUGAGCUCUACAACUCUUGUCUCUUUUCCAUUGUAAUCCUAGCUUAGGUUAUUUCAGUAGCUUGGAGAUAAUAUAAGCAGCCCAGCUCAGAUGCAAAUAUUGUUCUGUUCACAUUCAACUAAACAGCGAUGCACACCUCGGCUCAAGCCUAAAAAAACCCAUCAAAAGUCCAUUAUAGUGCACUGCGCUAUGAGACGCAUUGGAUUGAACCUUGACCUGUAUGUGAAAAUAAGUGUCAACCUGUGGAGAUAUUUCAUGGUGGAAAUAGAAAUGAUUUUGUAUAUUAUAUUCACAAUACUUGUACUCAUUCCAAAGCGCUCUUAUGUGCCAUUUGCAGCAGUAUGUUUUGAAUACAGACAGUACAAACAAAGUAUUUCUAUCAGGUGGUUUGGUUUAAUGUUUCACCACUCCUACUCUGGUUUAUAAGUAGUAUGUGGGGGACCACAUUGGUUUCUGCUCAGCAAUUUCCACACGUGCACGCACGCACGCAUGCACACACACACACACACACACACAGCAAAAGUCAAGUUAUUAUGGUUUCCAGCUCUAAACGUCAUUUCUCAUCAUUAGAUCAAAAGUGUAAAAUGUGGUUUUGUAAAGUAUACAUAGUUCUUGUUUGAUUUCCUAAUCCUUCUCCGCUUCCCUUUUGUGUUUACCCACUUUGCACAUCCCCUCACACACACACACACACACACACACACACACACACACACACACACACACACACACACACACACACACACACACACACACACACACACACACACACACACACACACACACACACACACACAGCUCUUCAACUCUCACUUCCUGAUUCCGAUCUUGAACCAAAUAGCUGAAAGCGUUUGAUGAAAAACAUGUCGGGCACUUCCCUCCCCAAUUCCUUUUAUUUGAAAUGUCAAAGUUUAUUGCCACUUUAAAAAGCCUUAUUUUGCACAAUGAGGCCUUUCGCUGAGAAGUCUAACAAGUUGGGCAAGGUUGAAGAACCAGUGAGGGGAUAUUGUGUAUAUACAUGUUUGCGUAAUUAUGUCUGCAACGCUGGUUGUUGUUCUAAACUCACUUCCUAUAAAAAUGUUAACCUUUAAAACCUUUUUCCGUUUAAAUAUCUCCUUGUGUUCGCUUUUGACUCAGACCAGGGAUUACUACUGUACAGAGACAGGAUCUUAAUUUGAGCCAGUUUGCUACAGCAGAAGAAAAAUCCUGAAGCAACAGGAAAUGUAACUAUUAUGUGGAUUAUAAUUCAAAUACAUUUUUGUAGGGUUUGAUACAUUUUUCAGAAGGAAAAAUCAAGUCUGAAAUUUCAAGGUGGAAAUUACAAACUUCAGAAGCCUUUUUAAACCUCAAAUACACUACAAGUUUUAAAUGUCCUGAAUUGCAGGAAAGAUCUCCUGCAACAGGGUGA
Molecule: messenger RNA, 3209 nt
Organism: Oncorhynchus mykiss (rainbow trout)
Lineage: Eukaryota; Metazoa; Chordata; Actinopteri; Salmoniformes; Salmonidae
Product: tumor necrosis factor ligand superfamily member 12
Biological process (GO): immune response
Cellular component (GO): membrane
Molecular function (GO): receptor ligand activity; tumor necrosis factor receptor binding
Source: RefSeq, a predicted model, not a curated record